Messenger RNA from Arabis nemorensis, 234 nucleotides. NCBI's taxonomy places the organism in Eukaryota, Viridiplantae, Streptophyta, Magnoliopsida, Brassicales, Brassicaceae. The record is from the annotation of a GenBank genome assembly.
AUGCUUGAUGUGAGGGGAUUUGUCCAUGCAAUUCACCUGGUCAUGGUGGAGGUUGUACCUUCACUCCUUCGACAUGUACCGCCUGGUGGUUUUUUAAUACCAGAUUCAGAACCGAAUGUAGAGAAGGAUGGGGACAAUGAUGUAGAGAAUGAACCAGCGGAUGACUCGGGGAUUGCUAAGUUGAGGAUAACCCCGUUCCACGCAAUUAAUCUGCAUGAGUCGAAUAAUGCUUAG